Felis catus (domestic cat) is the source of this 2265-nucleotide messenger RNA. RefSeq names its product olfactory receptor 4X1. The coding region runs from base 1 to 930 and encodes 309 amino acids. Gene Ontology annotation, cellular component: membrane. Gene Ontology annotation, biological process: G protein-coupled receptor signaling pathway. The record is from RefSeq and is a predicted model, not a curated record. NCBI's taxonomy places the organism in Eukaryota, Metazoa, Chordata, Mammalia, Carnivora, Felidae. The transcript has a single exon. Gene Ontology annotation, molecular function: olfactory receptor activity; G protein-coupled receptor activity.
AUGGCAACUACGAACAAUGUGACUGAACUCAUUCUCUUGGGGUUCUCCCCCAAUCGGGAUGUGCAGAAGACCAUUUCUGUGAUGUUUCUCCUCAUGUACACGGCCAUUGUGCUGGGCAACGGCCUCAUUGUGGUGACAAUCAUGGGCAGCAAAGGGCUCACCUCCCCCAUGUAUUUCUUCCUCGGCUACUUGUCCUUUGUGGAGAUCUGUUACUGCUCUGUCACAGCCCCCAAGCUCAUCCUUGACUCUUUUAUUGAAAGGAAAAUCAUUUCCCUCAAAGGCUGCAUCACACAGAUCUUUUUCCUCCAUUUCUUUGGUGGCACUGAGAUCUUUCUCCUGACAGUGAUGGCCUAUGACCGCUAUGUGGCCAUCUGCAAGCCCCUGCACUACACUGUCAUCAUGAACCGGCGUGCUUGUGGCCUCCUGGUGGGGGCAGCUUGGGGUGGGGGCUUGCUGCAUUCUGUCGGGCAAACAUUCCUUAUUUCCCAGCUGCCCUUCUGUGGCCCCAAGGUCCUUGACCACUACUUCUGUGAUGUCCACCCUGUGCUGAAGCUGGCCUGCUCAGACACCUUCCUCACUGGUGUGCUAAUCAUCGCCAAUGGUGGCUCCAUUUCAGUGAUCAGCUUCACGGUACUGCUUGCUUCCUACGUGGUCAUCCUGCACGCCCUGAGCACCCAGACCUCAGAAGGUCGGCGCAAAGCUCUGUCCACCUGUGCCUCUCAUGUUGCAGUUGUGGGCCUGUUCUUCAUACCCUGUUCCUUUGUCUACAUGAGGCCCUGUGUCACCCUCCCUGCAGACAAGAUAGUUGCUGUGUUUUACACAGUGGUCACACCUCUCUUAAACCCCAUCAUUUACUCCUUCAGGAAUGCUGAAGUGAAAAACGCCAUGAGGAGACUGAUAGGGAGGAAAGUGAUCUGGGAAGAGAAAUAGAUGACUUAGUUAGGGAAAAUAAAGAGGAGCAAGGGAUGGGAAGUCGGGGCAGAUCUCACUUUGCCUCUACCUUUAAUUGAUGGGCUAAUCUUGGGCCUGUCACCUUUUUCUUUAAAUUUCAAUUUCCUCAUCUUUAUGGGAUUGGACAGGAUUGAAGGAGGCUCUAGAAUGAGGUCUAGCAGGGGUCUUCUAAUGCUGCACUUCCACAUUGCACAGUGACCUUGAGGCAGCUUGGCUGGUUUUGAGAGAAUGAACCCUUCCAGAAAACAGGGGUGUUUCUGGGAAUAAUGAGGGGGUUGAUGGAAGAGGAGGAAGGCUUCCUUGGGGAUUAGUGGCCAAGUGGCUUUUGUGUUGGAGGAGUCUGAACCUUUGGAUUUGGGGAGGAGGAAGGUAGGCAGAGAAAUAGAAGUCACUCAAGUGCCUAGAAAUUCUGUUAACUCAAUAAACUAAAAUUUGCCCAGUGGGCUCUGGUCAGGCCAGCUGACCUAGAAGGGUCUAGUUCACAGAGAAGAAGGCAUUUUGACUCUUGCCAGCAGACUCAUAUGAACUCACAUUAGCAUUAGACUCAUGUUUUCAAGGAAUCAAGUGGAACCACAGGAGAUUUUAAGUGACUUGAAAGCCCUAGACAGUGAUACCUAAUUGUAGGCACAAGCUUUAUUUUUCACAUAUCAGUAACAUUUUAGUGUCUAACAUUCUUUUCUGUUUACACCUGUCUGUCCUUUUUUUUCUUGUUUUCCCCCUUAUACCUUGGCUGUUUGGGCUAUUCAUUUUCUCUGUCUUCAGCCUCUUGACUUCUUGCACUUCUCGGCCAUUCCCACCAAGCACCCUGAUAACCUGCUCUCCUGUACCGCCAUAUUACCUUGUCAUUCUCCAUCCAUGAGCCCCCACUCCUUCCCAGGCUCCAUUCUGGGGCUGCCUGUGGAUUAAUGGUUUAAAUGCCCUUGAGUCUUCACUGUUUGUCCUAUGAUAUUUUAAUCCUCUUGUUUUUUAGUCAGACCAUAUGCCCGCAAACUGUAACCCCGACAGUGACCCUCAUUCACGGUAGACGAUUCUCCCCCACCUGAGUGCUUUCAGAUUAUCCACUUGGAAGUAAUUCUCUUAUUUUAUCUUAUUUUCCCUCAAAAAUUUUCAGUGACUCCUCAUUGUCUUCUGAGUCAACCAUGAACUCCUUCUUGACACGCAGCACCUUCAAGGCAUGGCCCUCUCUUAAUGUUCUUUACUUAUUUUCAGUGACACUGUGGUAGAGUUCACUGAUUCCUGAACACUCAUUGCCUUGUGCCUUCCACCUAAAAUAGUUUUCAUUUCUCUACCUGUUAACAUCCCACCUACCUUCCA